UCCGUCCUGCAUUGUCUCGUGCUUGGUGCUGGUGUUGGGGUCUGCGGCUUCUGGGAAGUGAUACGCAAUCGAGGCGGCUGCAUGUGAUACACAGCGGCAUCGUAGGACCGCGGCUCAGUUGUUGAGUGUGAUCGCCCGGUGUUGGACGCAUUUUUUCGAUCAUGAACCCUAAUCGCCGCUUUGUAGCUGUGCUGGUGUUGGUCAGCUGCGCCGCUUUCGCCCUGGGACAGGCACCUCCCGACGACGACGACUUUAUGUUCGAGCCGGAAGGCUCGGGCUAUGGGCUGGCCGGCCACUUCGGCCUCCACAACGUCACGGCGGCGCCCGCCACCAGCCGCGCCGCCGCGCCCGACCACCACGAGGCGUCCGGCAGCGGACUGUACGCCGACGACGAGGACGAGGACGCCUACGGCGCCUACGAGGACUACGACUACCAUCUCGACGACGAUUACUAUGACGGCGAGGAGAGCAGCCGCGACCUCUUCGACACAGUCCUAGGCUCGGAUGGUGACUCGUCCAAGCAUCCGGACCACGUGCACGAGGACCCGGUGCACCACGAGGACCGGGUGCACAAUGUUGGUGUGGUGCACGCGCUGCCGCCGGCCGCGCGGCCCACGGAGGAGACGGUGCCUCGCCGCAAGCAGGAGCCCGUUUUCGGCUCGGAGGUGCGGCCGCCGGCGCAGACGCCGGCGCCGGACGACACGUUCCUCGACUACAUGGAGGAGCACGACAACGGCAUCACCAUCCCGCCGGACGUCACGCUGACGGCCUACGUCGACAACGCCAUCGAGGACGAUACCGUGCACGGCCGGCCGGCGUCUGGCAGCCUGGACGGCAUGGGCGCCAAGGCUGUGGACCGGCACACCUCCUUCUUCGCGCAGCCCGGCAUCCUGGCAGGUGAGCGGCUGCGGGACCGGGUGGGAGCCGCCGUUCGGGGCGGCGGCCCGUUCUGUCGGCGUGCCGGCCCGGUGGCUCUCCGUGGACGUGCGCCGAGUGGUGCGUGGGGCUCGCUCUUGUGCGGUGUGUACAAGGUUGAACGCACGUGGCUGGUUUUGAGUGACGUGCGCCGUUUUUGUUGUUUUAUUUGGUCC
Molecule: messenger RNA, 1091 nt
Organism: Pollicipes pollicipes
Lineage: Eukaryota; Metazoa; Arthropoda; Thecostraca; Pollicipedomorpha; Pollicipedidae
Exons: 4
Source: RefSeq, a predicted model, not a curated record